CGCGCGCUGACCGUUUCUUCAGCGACCUCGCGCCACGUUCUUGACCGUGUUUCACCGCACGUGCUCAUGUUCUCUGGGUCGCCUGUUGCUGCUAGUGUUCUUGUAAAGCCCCUCAUCUGCCACGUCUAUUACGACCAUUUUGUUCUGUGAAUUGCCUGCCAGGACGGGUACAAUGAGCGACGAACAGUGUGAUGUGGACAUCAAGGCUGCCAGGAGGGCACACCACAGAGACGUGGAACGACGAAGAAGGCACGUGGUCAAUCAGACUUUCAAAAGCUUGCGUGACGCAGUGCCAGGUCUACAGCUGCAGAAGGCAUCGCGGGCUCGGAUCCUCGAGAGGACGACCGACUACAUCGAGUCCAUGCGGCGGAAGAACAGGGAGCGUCUGCAUUCCAUCAAAGAACUCAGGCGUGAGAAGGAGCUCCUCGACGAACAAAUCGAGGCUUUGGCGAAACUCAAGAUGACCAGGCGUGCUGCCAUCUCGGCUGCCUCCACGCCCAGCCCAUUGGACCUGGAGCGCGACUCUGAUGGGAGCUCUGAUUCCACCGCCGAGCCUUGCGGCUCGUCCGACCCAGAUGCUCCCUGAGCUUCCAUUUAGAGAAUCGACCAAUAGUAAUAAAACAGUCAUUGUAGAAUCA
Messenger RNA from Dermacentor albipictus, 638 nucleotides. The record is from RefSeq and is a predicted model, not a curated record. NCBI's taxonomy places the organism in Eukaryota, Metazoa, Arthropoda, Arachnida, Ixodida, Ixodidae.